AUGGGUAACUCAACUUAUGGACCGCAUCGUGGUUGCGAGAACGAGCAACCAGAAGAUACGCCUGUGAAUGGCAAUUCUGUGAACGGCGAUUUAUUCCAUCGAGACACACUCCUCCUAUCUCUCAUAGAAGCUCAUUCUCGCUUGCGGCCGUCACAUGUCUGCCUCAUUUCCAGCUCAGUAGCAUACGAUUUCACGAGUCUCUGGAGUUUAGUGGCAGCGAACGUCAGGCGGUUUUCCAAGCAAGGCGUCAAACAAACAUCAAGGGUGGCUAUAGUGUCGGAGUCAUCUCCUGCUGCAAUAGUGGCAUUACUUGCUGUUCUCAAGAUCGGAGCUAUUGCUAUACCUCUAAGCUCUUCAUUUCCCGACUCUCGUAUUCAAUCUGUCGCACGGACGAGCGGGCUAACACACUUGAUUGCUUUGACGGCCCUUUCGCAGCAGAUCAGCCUGCCAAAUGUUGACAAACUCAGUCUUGAUCUAGAUCUACAGACAGCAAUUUCAGAUAGCCUGCUUGGAUUCAAUUCAUUUCCAGAAGUAGAUCCUCAUGCACCUGCCAUCGCCGUGUUUACCUCGGGGAGUACUGGCGAGCCUAAAGGGGUCGUUCACUCCCACGCAAGUCUGAGUACAAUGGCUCUUUGUGUUGGCAAAGCCUUGCACUUGUCUUCAGACGAGCGCAAUUUCCUUUUCCCGUCUUUCGGCUGGGCCGUCAACAUUAUUGAUACUUUUGCAACGCUCGUCGCUGGUGCUUGUCUUUGCAUCCCGACAGAGGCUGAGAAGUCUCAGGGGUUGGAGGAUGCGAUAUGUCAAUUCGAUGCUACUCGCACUACUCUGCCAUCCUCCGUGCUGAGAAUCAUGGAGCCGGACGCCGUCCCGUCUUUAACCAGCAUCGUCCUUGCCGGGGAGCCAAUGGAGCCAGAUCUGGUCCUUACUUGGGAUUCCCAUGUAGCUCUGUACUGGAAUUAUGGCUCUUCUGAGACCCUUAUGGUACUAGCGGGAAGCGCUGUCGAGCGUGAUCGCGACAGGUUGAACGCCGGUCAUGCUCUUCCAUCUUGCCAUUGCUAUCUUGUUGCUGAUGAUGGCGAGAAGCUUCCACCCGGUCGCCCUGGUCAGCUCGUCGUAGAAGGCUAUACUAACUUCAUGGGCUACUUGCGAGAUGGUAAAGUCUGUAGUCCUGAGCAUGGACUGAGUGGACGGUCAGUUGUACGUUCUGGAGACCUCUUUGAGCAGGAUAGUCAGACUGCGAUAUUUGUUCACCGUGGACGGAUCGACUCUCAACUGAAGAUUUCUGGCCAACGGUUCGAGCCACAGGAAGUAGAAAUCAAGCUGUGGUCGGCUCUUACAGGCGUCAAGGAGCUAGCUGUCACAGUAGCCACGCUGCAAGGAAAUGCCGGACGUCCUGCUCUGGUGGCUGUCGUAGUCCUUGAAAACAGAAACUCCACCAAGGACUCUUCAAACGCGCGUCUUAUAUGUGCAUUCGAAAGCCUUGUGCACACUCUCCCACCAUACAUGAUUCCAAUCGGAGGCUUAGAAGUCGACAAACUCCCAAGGCUUCACAACGGCAAACUCGACCGGAAAGGCAUCGUCAACUUGGCAGAGCAGCGAUUUAUUGCCGAUUUAAUUGAUUUAAGACCUCCAAGGGAGAAUCGAACUAAUGGCCAUGACAUUGGUUUGACAAAUAAAGUAACACUGGUAUGGGCUAAAAUCCUGGGCUUGAACAUUGAAGAUAUUACGCCUUCCUCGAGCUUCUUUCUCAUGGGUGGCAACUCUCUUUAUGCCAUGAGAGCAUGCAAAGAUUUGAGGCAAGUUGGGAUUCUGAUGUCUAUUUCCGACUUCUUCCUCCAUCCAACAUUAGGCGAGAUGGUCCAUUUCAUUGCUACGCGAGAUGUAUCACAAAUUGACAGAGCUGAAACCCCGCCGCAGAGCCAAUUUGAUAUUCCUGAGAGUACCGCAAGUGAGCUCCGCAAGAUGGCGGCCAAGCAAUGCGGAGUAGAUGACGGACUAAUUGAGAACGUCUAUCCUUGCACACCGAUACAAGUAGGACUAAUGACACUCAGUGAAAUACAGGAUGGUGCAUACGUUGCAGAGCACAUUUUCCAGCUUCCCGCAUCUUGGUCAAAAACAACAUUCAUCAAUGCAUGGCUACAAGUCGUUAGUGCAAUACCAAUAUUACGGAGCCGAAUUGUGCGACAUCGGAAUGGAAAACUAUAUAAUGUCACAAUGCGAUUUGACAAAAUCAAGGCCCUCCCUUCGGAAGUAUUUCCGCACUCUGUUUCCAUGGCUUGUGGAUCUGAAUUAUUCCUACAUUGUAUCAGUACCAAUGAGGAAAACAGCAGCAUGACAUGGCGUUGGCGAGUGCAUCAUUCCGUGUAUGAUCGAUGGUCCACUGGCCUUAUUCUUGGAAUGGUUCAGAAAGAAUAUAAUCAACAGGAGGCGACAACCUCGACACCGUUUUCGCUAUUUGCCAGGGCUGUGGCCCAGCAAGAAAUAUCCGAGAAAGCGAAAGACUUCUGGCACUCCAAGUUAGAGUCCUUUUCCGGCACGGUUUUUCCACAGCUACCUCUCGAACAUCGUGUUUGUCGAGCUUCAAGUUCAAUUAACAUCGAAUUGCCAAUCCCAGAACGACGGUCUUCUACAACACAAGCAACAUCAAUCCAGGCCACUCUUGCUCUCCUAAUCUCAAAAAUACAUGGCGAGUCAGAUGUGGUCUUUGGAAUCACUGUUCAUGGAAGAUCAUUGUCCAAUUGUCCUGAUGCUGAAACGAUCGUCGGUCCAACAAUCGCAACUAUGCCUAUGAGGAUCCAGGUCGAUGGCCAUAUGCAAGUCCACAAAUUUCUCGAACAUGUGCAGACCCAGGCGGCGCUUAUGUCUGACUACGAACAUUAUGGUCUACAGAAUAUGAAGUCGGCUGGGCCAGGCUCGGCCUCUGCUGCCUCAUUUACAACACUCUUGAUUGUACAGUCGGAUUUGGAAUCUAGUGUUAAUUGCGGCCCUCUACAAAUUGUUGAGAUCAACACUGAUGGGUCUGAUUAUUACCUGGACUAUCCAUUCGUCAUCGAAUGCAUUCCAUCGUCUGGUGGAAUGACGAUUAAAAUGCUGUAUGAUCCUGCUGUGUUUUCCAUGUGGGAUAUACAGAUGAUGGCUAGGCAAUUCGAACAAAUAUUAAAAGAAAUACACUGUAACGCAGAGUUAUCGACAGCUAUAAGGGACCUGAAUCUAAUAAGCCCUGAAAGUACUGGAGAUGUCCUUCGCAUGAGCGGUGGUGACCUGCUCGAACAUUACGAAUGCCUCCAUGAGCGCAUAUUUGCCAAAGCAAGAGCAUGGGAAGCCGAAGAUGCUCUCCACGGAUGGGAUGGCAAAUAUACCUAUGCGGAGCUUCAUGAUCUUGUUCAAGUGCUUGCCGCACGCCUAUCACAACAGUUAGGCAGUUCUCGAGGAAAAAUUGUCCCGAUUUGUUACGAAAAAUCAACAGCCGCCGUUGUUGCAAUGUUGACUGUCCUGUCAAUGGGCCGCGCUUUUCUACUGCUCGAUCCAGUUCUGCCUGUUCAAAGGGUUAAGUAUAUGGUCGAUGUAGUGGAGGCCGACAUAAUAGUGUGCUCCCCUGAUACCAAACGCCACGUCCAACACACUGGGGCUCAUCUGGUUAAUUUCGAAGAAAUUAUGGACACUCCCUCUCUUGCCUCGGAGCCCUUGGAACACGCUCAGAUCUCGCCAGAAAUGCCGGCAUAUUGCAUUUUUACGUCCGGUUCUACUGGAUUGCCCAAAGGCGUUCUUCUACUACAUAAACAAGUUACGAGUGGUCUUGAAGCACAAUGUGCCGUCGGACUCUAUCCUCCAAAGAGCCGCCUACUUCAAUUCUCUAGCUAUAGUUUUGACACAUGCAUCGCUGACAUUUUUGCCACAUUAUUAAGCGGGGGCUGUGUAUGUGUCUCGAAGAACGAGGAAAGGCUGAUGCGAAUCUCCGAGAAUAUCAACGACUUCUCUGCUAGUGUAAUCGAUCUGACGCCUUCAGUCGCACGGAUGAUUGAACCCGAUGAUGUGCCGAACUUGGAAGUCCUUCGUCUUGGAGGAGAGCCAAUGCACAAACAUCACAUUGACAAAUGGGCGAAUCGCUGCAAUCUUCAGAAUACUUACGGUCCAACCGAAUGUUGCGUGCAAUGCACAUUCGUAGAUCACGUAGAAGAUACAAUGUCUCCAUCAGUGAUUGGAAAAGGUAUUGGCUGUAAUACUUGGGUUGUAGAUCCACAAAAUCACAAGUAUCUUAUGCCAUUGGGAGCCAUGGGCGAAUUGGCAAUUCAAGGCCCUGCUGUUGCCAGUGGCUACAUCAACAACAUAGAAAAAACAAAGGCCUCCUUUCUCUCAAAGGCACCUUGGUUAGAUACUUACAACAUUGCAUGCAACUUCCCGACAUAUCUUACGGGAGAUCUAGUGAAGUUCGAUGAAAAUGGAAAUCUUGUCUUCAUUGGGAGGAGAGAUAAUCAGAUUAAAAUCCGAGGCCAACGUAUCGAACCUGAGGAAAUCGAGCAUAUUCUCCAGCAAGAUCAGUUUACUAAACAAGCAGUUGUAUGUUACCCAUUAAAGGGUGUUCUCGCAUCGCAGCUCGUCGCUAUCCUCGAGCCAUCUCACUGCAACCCCUGUUCAUCACCAUCAUCAUCAUCAUCGGUAGUUGUCAAAGGGGUGCCAUCACCUGGAUGCACUGCUGAAUGGAUGGAAAAAAGUGCCCAAAGGGCAACAGAGUUCCUCCCGCAUUACAUGGUUCCCACGGUGUACUUGUUGGCUGAUAAAACAUUACUCAUGUCCUCUGGCAAGCUUGACCGUCGAAGCAUGCAGCAAUGGCUUGAACGGAUCUCCGUGGACGAGCUCGACUCUUUGAAUGCAUACCAGAGAACUGAGAUGUCAAACUCAACCACAUCGUCGCCUGACCUACCAGAAUCGCUAAUACUACCAAUCGUUGAAAAAAUCAAACAUCUACUCUCAUGGAGAUUAGGUACCUCACAAGGAAAUGUCAAAACUCGACACUCGUUCUCCCGUAUUGGCCUUGACUCCAUAACCAUAAUCUCUCUUUUGCAAUGGGUGAACAAGACUUAUCAAGCGCAGAUGGACAUGCAGACAUUACUGAGACUCGAAACGGUCCACAGGCUCGCGUGUCACCUCCAUGGGAGAGAAGCGCAAGCAGUAAAUCAAAAUGGAUUUGGCGGGGAGCACAACUAUUUUGAAGAUAUCAUUGAUAAGGGAGUACAGCAACUGUGCUCCGGCUACCAAUUCGAUCCUCCUCGGAGGAUUCUCCUGACGGGAGGUAGUAGCCCGGUCGGUCUCAGUAUCCUAACUGGGCUUCUGCAUCGGUUUUCAUCAACUCGUGUUGUAGUGUUGAUGCGGUGCGUCAAUUCAGCAAUUGGCAAGGAGCGUCUACUCGCAAAACUUGGCCUUUUAAGCUCAUGGAGUAAUACCUUUGCAGACAGAAUCGAGGUCUGGCCAGGGGACUUGAGCUGUGAUGAUUUAGGCCUUUCUCCUUUACAUUGGUCACAGCUCAGCGGCCGCGGAGAUUCGUCUGCCCAUCUGGAUGCGGUCAUACAUAACGGCGCUACUGUCGAUUGGUUCGAAGGGUUUCAGGCGCUUAAAAAGGUCAAUGUGGAUGCAGCGCUCAAACUCGUCGAAUGCGUGAGGGAUUCCCCAAGUACAACCCGUCUUGUCUACAUAUCAGGGGGUCCUCAGUGGGAUCCUGAUGAGCCAAAGGGAGUAGACCUCAAGGGAUAUGGACUGGGAAAUGCCUUUGCACGAUCGAACGCAUAUGGCCAGACCAAAUUGAUCACCAGUGCUAUCCUCCAGGAAGCAGCAAGCCGUAACCCCUAUUUAGCGGCCAAAGUUGCCGUCAUCCGGCCGGCGUUGAUAAUUGGAUCCUUGAAGGAUGGUGUGCCAAACAUCGACGAUUUCAUCUGGCGGGUAGUAAUGGGCUGUUAUUCAAUCGGUGCUUUUCCUCAAGAACCCAAAGAUGAUUGGGUUUACCUAUGUGGUGCUGAUACCUUCGCGGGCAUGGUGAUUGAGAGCCUUUCCGCUCCUCCCGAAAUCUUCGAGAGAAGGGUUGACAACGGUCUUCCCGUUGUCAAGUUCUGGCAAGUAGUUAAUGAAGAAUUGCAAGGGCAGCUGGACUGCAUGGACUAUGACACAUGGCUGCAACGCCUGAGAAAGGAUAUAUCGACACAUGAACUUGGGGGCACUGGGAACCAUCCAUGUCAACCUAUCUUCCAUAUGUUGGAGUCAUCUCCCAAUGUCCUAGGCUCGUCAGCUCCCCGGUCCGUUGAUCUAAAAUGGCGCCAACAAACGGAAGAAGAGUGUGCACUGGUUGUAAAAAGAAAUGUAAGGUAUAUGGCGGAGAUAGGUUGCUUUUCAAAAGAAGAGUCGGUAUGGUUGACAAGAGUAUUCAAUCGUAGCAAGUUACGGUAG
Messenger RNA from Talaromyces proteolyticus, 6435 nucleotides. RefSeq lists its product as uncharacterized. Bases 1 to 6435 code for a protein of 2144 amino acids. The transcript has a single exon. Gene Ontology annotation, biological process: secondary metabolite biosynthetic process; amino acid activation for nonribosomal peptide biosynthetic process. Lineage: Eukaryota; Fungi; Ascomycota; Eurotiomycetes; Eurotiales; Trichocomaceae. Gene Ontology annotation, cellular component: cytoplasm. The record is from RefSeq and is a predicted model, not a curated record. Gene Ontology annotation, molecular function: phosphopantetheine binding; catalytic activity.